Sorghum bicolor (sorghum) is the source of this 1866-nucleotide messenger RNA. RefSeq names its product ubiquitin carboxyl-terminal hydrolase 6. Gene Ontology annotation, biological process: proteasome-mediated ubiquitin-dependent protein catabolic process; protein deubiquitination; regulation of proteasomal protein catabolic process. Gene Ontology annotation, molecular function: cysteine-type deubiquitinase activity; proteasome binding; protein binding. The record is from RefSeq and is a predicted model, not a curated record. Lineage: Eukaryota; Viridiplantae; Streptophyta; Magnoliopsida; Poales; Poaceae. The transcript is spliced from 18 exons. The coding region runs from base 148 to 1581 and encodes 477 amino acids.
CCAACUCCAAGGAGGAGCGUCCGCAUAAAACAUGCGCUCUCCCCGUGCGCUCUCGACUCUUCUCAUUGCCUUUUUGCCUGUGCUUGCCCCCGUUCCUUUCUCCUCCAGCAAGUAAACCCCGUUUCCGCAGCGUCACGCACCGCCGCCAUGCCGACCGUAAGCGUGAAAUGGCAGAAGGAGGUCUUUCCAGGCAUAGAGAUUGACACUAGCCAGCCUCCUAUUGUUUUCAAGAGUCAGCUGUACACACUAACUGGUGUGCCACCUGAACGCCAAAAAAUUAUGGUGAAGGGUGGAAUAUUGAAGGAUGAUGCAGAUUGGUCUACUUUGGGAGUGAAAGACGGCCAAAAGUUGAUGAUGAUAGGCACAGCUGAUGAGAUUGUGAAAGCUCCAGAGAAAGGUCCAGUGUUUGUUGAGGAUCUGCCAGAAGAAGAGCAAGUGGUUGCACUGGGUCACAGUGCUGGUCUUUAUAAUCUUGGGAAUACAUGCUAUAUGAAUUCCACGUUGCAAUGUCUGCAUUCUGUUCCAGAGCUGAAGUCAGCACUGCUAAGCUAUUCAGAUACUGUAAGAGGUAAUGGCAUUGACCAAGCUUCUCAUAAUUUGACUCUUGCUACUCGGAAUACCUUUGGCGAUCUUGAUCAAAGUGUUCGCCCUGUUGCACCUCUACAAUUCUUGCAGACACUGCGUAAAAAAUACCCGCAAUUUGCGCAGCAGCAUAAUAAUGUCUACAUGCAACAGGACGCAGAAGAAUGCUGGACACAGUUGGUGUAUACACUUUCUCAAACUCUUACCUCAGAUUCAAGUGAAUCUGCAGUUCUUCCGAUGAAGCAACUAUUUGGGAUAGAUCUCGUGAGCAGGGUCCACUGUGCAGAAAGUGGUGAGGAGAGCACGGAGACAGAAUCAGUUUAUUCCCUUAAGUGUCAUAUAUCUCAAGAUGUGAACCAUCUUCAUGAGGGAAUUAAGCAUGGCUUGAAGACAGAACUUGAGAAAGCUUCACCUACACUGGGUCGAACUGCAGUUUAUACUAGAGAAUCAAGAAUAAAUGAGCUGCCUAGGUACUUGACUGUGCAGUUCGUUCGUUUCUUUUGGAAAAGGGAAUCAAACCAAAAGGCAAAGAUUUUACGAAAAGUUGAUUACCCACUGGAACUGGAUGUUUAUGAAUUCUGCUCUGAUGAACUGAAACAGAAACUCCAAGCUCCUCGGCAGAUGCUGAGAGAUGCAGAAAAUGCAAAGUUCGGAUUGAAAGCACAUGGGAAAGCUAGCAGCUCAAAAGAAAAUGAGGAGUCAAGUAGCGCUGGGGAAUCGUCCAGUAUGGACAUUGACAAAGCUGAGUCUUCUCUACCAAAGAAACAAUUAACUGGCGUCUAUGAUUUGGUUGCUGUCUUGACACACAAGGGAAGAAGUGCAGACUCUGGCCACUAUGUUGGCUGGGUUAAGCAAGAUGACGGAAAAUGGAUCGAGUUUGAUGAUGACAAUCCGAACAUUCGCAAGGAGGAAGACAUUUUGAAACUAUCUGGUGGAGGUGACUGGCACAUGGCUUAUAUCUGCCUGUACAAAGCCCGCAUGGCGGAAUCAAAGAGUUAGGCCGAAGUGGUUCUACAUUUCCGUGUCGCGAAUACAACACUAGUUUUUGUGCCCACGAGUCAUUGUGGGAAUUAAUUUUCCAGUUCGUAAAGUGGCUACUGUCGAAUUUGCUUCAAUGUGGUUGGCCAUUAUUCACCGGGAUAUGUAUUUUUAGGAUUUCAAAUCUAGUACAUUUUGUGUUGUCAAAAUAUAGAACAAAGAAAUUCAGGGGAAAGCUUUUGCCUUGACAGUGGAUCUGAUUCAUUUGCACGAAGCGGAGAAUAUAUAUUUUUAAAAAACUCAAAA